GUACGAAACCAUUGCCAAAGGCAAACCCGACAUCGGCCUCCUCCAUUAUUGCAAACGUUCAUUUAAUUUCUUUCAGAGUUUUGACAAAAAUUAAGGAACCAUGGAAGAGGACGUCGGAAGGCCGGAGGUGCUGCUUAUCAAUCGCUACGUGAGGCUUCAUUCCGCCACUGCGAACAUUGCAAGCGCUCUGGGAUUCCUGGCGUUGAUGUGGUCCACCGUCGUGCUCCUCGGAGGCUUCAUCGACGAUCUCCUGCUCAAGGAGUUCUGGGUCCUCACUGCACUCAGCUUCCUCAUGGCAUUCAGGAUGGCGAAAAAUACUAACAACGAGCUCACUAAAGGGAUUUAUUUGGAAGAGAUGGACAUCAUUGAUACUCUCUUGGAACAGAAAUGGUUCGAGGUGCACCUGAAGGUUGUAAUCGUGCUGUUUGUGGUGCUAGUACUGAAGUUGAUUUUUGUCAUUUGUUUUGUCUUGCUCUAUUUUGUUUCGCCAUUUGUGAACCUGGGGGUCGCAGUGUGGCGUCUUGUACGACGAGAUUAUGGUGAUGCAGGUGGAGAUAUUGGCAACAAAUCAAAACUGAACGCCGCACUGGACAUCUUCUAUGGCCUAAUUCUGCUCCAGAGUUUAUUCUCCUUCUACUACUUAGUCCUUGACUUCCUGGUGCUUGGAAUGGAAUCACGAACGAGAAAACACUGUGGGCUUGAAGUUGUAAUCGUUGAGCUCUACCAUUCAGAAACAGUAAUUAAGUUCAAGAAGGACGGGGAGCUGCCUGAGGAUUGGAACUUGAUCGCAUACGGUGUAGAGAAGCUCCAGUCUGCAUCUGGGGAUGACCAUCUAUGGGGAGCAAGGGUGUUAGACCAGUUGUUCAGUAAGGAUAAGUCUGUAAGACAGAAGCUACUGUCUUCCAGGAUCUCGGUUCAGAAUCUGAUCGGCAUGAUUGGUCUGAGAGGCACAGCUGAUAACGUCGAGAACAGAGAGCGUGCCGCAAGGAUUGUAGCACACCUUGCCAGUGACCUCAAUAUAGCUCACUUCCCGGGUACACUGCAAUGCAUCUGUUCCCUACUUGAAAGCUGUAAUAAGCAAUCUUGUGAGCCACAGGAGGAGCCAGAGGACCAAAAUGGUGCUGACACAGUACUGCAGAUCAAGGACCAAACUGAAUAUGAAUCUGGAGGACCCAAAGAACUGGUUUCUCAAGGCCUGCUGAUUCUUGAGGGGCUCACACGAGACAAAGUAAACUGUACAGAGAUAAGCAAACAGCAACUGCUGAUCUCUAAGAUCACAUCACCACUGAGCAGCCCUGACUUUCUCAACAAUGUGCGAGAGGACACAAUGGUUGUUCGAAUGCUAAGCAAGUCACUCACAGCAUUAAGCAGGAUACUUGCCUGCCCUGGGGAUGGCGCCACAAGGCUGCGUCAGGAACUUGCGAGUACCACAGAAGCUGUCAGCAAUCUGAUGGCUAUUUUGGAGAUUGACAGCGGAGCUGCCCAAGAACUGCAUGGACAAGCCCUGGAGAUCCUGACGGAGUUAGCCUUUGAUGAUUCUUUCAAAAAGCUGGAGUUUAACAAGCUUCUCAAGGCCCUGCUAUGCAUCUUCCUUGAGGAAAAUGCCACCAGACUGAUGAGGAGAAAAGCAGGGGAAGCACUGGCCAGAUUGCUUCCCGUUAGCACUGCAAGAGAAAGAGAUGUUAAUGUUGCUGAUAUAAUUUCCAAGCAAGAGGCGAUCAACCUAUUGACAAAGGUGCUCGAUCAAAUAUUAUAUAGUAAAAUGGGAACCAGUGCAGAUUUAGUGGAAAUUUUUCUGAAAAAACAGUCCCCAGAAAAAUCCGAGGAAAGAAAGUUUAUGGCAGCCAUGUUAUCCCUCGCCGUGGUGAUAUGCAACGAAAAUGUGAUCAGUAGAGAAGAUUUUGCUCGAUCCACCCCUAAAGAUGCAGCACUUGCGAAGAAGCUCAAAGACAUACUGGACGUAAACAAGCUAUGCACGGCUAAGUCUGAGUGUUUGAGAGUAGUGAAACUUACCUGCCAGAUGGUGAUAGCAAUGAUUCAAGCCAAGCCCAGCUACAUACAAUAUUUCAAUGAACAUAAUUUCAAGGAAGCACUGACCGAGACUUUGGGAACCAUGUCGGAGGUUGAUAACUGCAUGCUCUUUGCUAGGAAUGAUCGUGAGGUGAUCAAGCCAGCGAGGUCUCUCGCUUCUCUAGUGAAAGAAGCACAAGAACUCCUAAAGACAGCACAAGAACAGGGUAAUUGAUAUCUCUGUUCGACAAAGGGGAUAUCGUUAAGUAUAUUAUCUUGUUUUUAUCAAAGAUUUAUCUUGGAUCAUCUUCUGGGCUAUUUGUUUGACAAAACAAAAAACCUGUAUUUUUGUUCGUAUUCCAAAACUGGGAUCUACAAUUCUUGUUGACAAUGUAGUCGCGUGCUAUCUAAGGUUUAUAUUUGCAACCCCAUUUUUCCUGGUAAUAUCA
Messenger RNA from Setaria italica (foxtail millet), 2459 nucleotides. RefSeq lists its product as uncharacterized. Lineage: Eukaryota; Viridiplantae; Streptophyta; Magnoliopsida; Poales; Poaceae. The record is from RefSeq and is a predicted model, not a curated record. Bases 101 to 2245 code for a protein of 714 amino acids. The transcript has 3 exons.